Osmia lignaria (orchard mason bee) is the source of this 2338-nucleotide messenger RNA. NCBI's taxonomy places the organism in Eukaryota, Metazoa, Arthropoda, Insecta, Hymenoptera, Megachilidae. The record is from RefSeq and is a predicted model, not a curated record.
CUACUGAUUUAAUAUGGCUAAGUAGAAAACACGUAAGUAGAAUUGAUGGAUUCCAUUAGCUUGUGCGUCUAAUUCCACUUCCAGAUAGAAAAUUGGAGAUGCUUGUUAUAAGUUAAGCUUGGUAAUUACAACAAUAAAACAAUGGAAGUAACUUCUUCAAAUUUUCAAGAAGUCCUGGCAGAAUUGGAUGACAUUUUAAAAAAUGCCUCUUUCCUUGGAAUUGAUGGAGAAUUCACAGGACUUAAUUCAGGACCUGAUGCUGGUGCCUUUGAUACACCUGCUCAAUAUUAUGCAAAAUUGAGAGCAGGAUCAAUGGACUUUCUUCUUAUACAAUUUGGCCUUUCUGUAUUUACAUUUAAUAAGGAAACAAAUAAGUACAAUCAGCGCUCAUACAACUUUUACGUUUUUCCGCGGCCGCUAAAUCGCGCAGCGCCUGAUUGCAGAUUUAUGUGUCAAACCUCAUGUAUGUCGUUUUUGGCUAGUCAAGGAUUUGAUUUUAACAAACUUUUCAAACUGGGUAUUCCUUAUCUAACUGUAAUCGAAGAAGAAAAGUUAACAAGACGUUUAGAAGAAAAGCAAAAGAUAAAGGAUGAAACACCAGAAUUAAUACCUAUUUCAGACGAUGAUAGACCUCAAAUUGAGGAUAUUUGUUCAAGGAUAGAAGAGUUUAUUACUUCUGAAACUGAAGAAUUGUUAAUAGAGAAGUGUAAUGCUUACAUUAGACGGUUAGUGCAUCAAGAAGUAAAGAUAAGGUGGCCGAAUAAAUUGAAAGUUGAAAGUAGAAUGGAUAAUUUUGGGUGCAGUCUUGCGAUACAAAGAUUAGGAACCAAAGAAGAAGAGGAACAGAAGGACAUUCUGAAAAAAGAAAAAGAAAAGUUAGAGAUUAAGCAAGCUGUUGGAUUAAGUAUGCUUAUGAGGAAAAUCGCAGACUGUGGAAAGUUAAUAGUUGGUCACAAUAUGCUGUUAGAUCUCUGUCAUAUAGUCCAUCAAUUUUUCGGACAAUUACCGGAAAGUUAUUUGGAAUUUAAGACGCUUCUUCAUAGUUUGUUCCCUAAGAUCUUAGACACAAAAAUAAUUUGUCAUUCGCCACAAUUUAGGGAACACGUACCAUUGUCGAAUCUAAAUGUAUUACUAGAAACAAUCAGUAAAUCCCCAUUUAAAAUGCCAGAAGUAGAAUCCGUCGAUGGUAGAAGUUAUUCGACAUUAGCGGAAAAAUGUCACGAGGCAGGUUAUGAUGCAUAUAUUACUGGAAUAUGUUUUAUAGCACUAUCGGAUUACUUAGGCACUUUACAAACACCUGAAGUUUCGGUAGUUCUAUCGGAUUCGCCUUUGCUUAACCCGUUCUUAAACAAACUCAUUAUAGCAAGAUUAAAAGAUAUUCCAUAUAUAAAUCUCAUUGGAGACGAUCCAAAUCCUAGCAGAGAUCAUGUGUUCCAUUUAACAUUCCCAAAAGACUGGAAACUCAGUGACAUAUGCCAGCUAUUUAGUCCAUUUGGAGGUGUAUACGUGUCGUGGUUAUCCGACACGACAGCAUACGUAGGAUUAAAUCGUCGCGAACAAGUUAAUGCGGUAGUGAAAAAUCUCUGUAAAACAAGUGCAUAUACGAUACAAAGGUACGCCGAAUACCAAUCAUCUUUAGACGUGAACAUUAGUACAGGAGAACGAAAAAGAAAAUUAUCUUCAUUUGAGACUGCUGUGAUUGCCGUGGCAAUGAGACUGCCGUUCCGAGAAAAUGUGCUUAAACUUCUUCGAACGAUGAGAAGACUCAUUACUACUCGCCUUUGACGAUGUUACUCGGAAUAUACUGAAUGGGUUACCUAAUAUUACGAAUUUUGUAAAUAUUGUUUAUAGAGAAAAAUGAAUUAACAUAAAGUGUAUUAUUUUAAGGAGGAUAUACAGUGGAUCAAACGAGACUUUUUUACUUAUAGACUGGCUUCAAAUCUUUGAAGCUGAAUAUUGGUUUCUCAAAUGAGAACAUGCGUUUUUUUAUAACAAAAUUUUAUUAUAUUUUUUAUCUGAGUAUAAUCAUCUCGGUUUUUAAAUUUCAUUUUACUGACCCAUCUUAUGUCUUCCUUAAAACCAUACAACUUUAACUUAUAAUUUUCUACACGUAAUAAUAUUGAAAUGAAGGUGAUAAUAUUAGGUGACCCAAUUUGUAUAAUGUACCUUACAUUUCGGAAACAUCCCCGCAAAAUCCAGAUCUUAAUCCAAUUGAGCAUUUAUGGGCAGAAAUUAGGAAGACUAUGCCCAUGCUUACAACAUUUUAUUGAAUGUUAACUUUAUUUUUACAGUAACGAUACUUAAGUGUUACUACUGGAAUAAAUAAUUUUAGAACUAA